AUGGCAACAAAUAGUGAGAAUAUGAACCCUGGUGACAAUGAAAAUACUCAACAAGCUGCAACCGGUGAAGGACCACCAAAAACAGCAAAACAAUUGGCAAAAGAAGCAGAAAAGGCUGAGAAAUUAAAAAAAUUCGAAGAAAAACAAAAAGCAAAAGCCAAGGCAGAAGAAGAGAAAAAAGCCAAAGAACAAGCUGCUGGUGGUGCUAGUGCAAAAGAAAAAACUGUAGUUCGUGAUAUUACUGAAUAUACAUCUCCGACAGCUGCUGGCGAAAAGAAAGAUAUCCAUUGUGAACUACCUAAAGCUUAUAGUCCAAAAUAUGUCGAAGCAGCAUGGUAUAACUGGUGGGAAAAACAAGGUUUCUUUCGUCCAGAAUAUUAUGAUGAACAUCCUCCAGCAAAUGCUUCAACACCACGAAAAUCAUUUACUAUGGUUAUUCCACCACCAAAUGUUACUGGUUAUCUACAUUUAGGUCAUGCUAUUAUGUGUACAUUAGAAGAUACAAUUUCUAGAUGGCAUCGUAUGUGUGGUGAAACAGUUCUUUGGGUUCCAGGUUGUGAUCAUGCUGGUAUAGCAACACAAGUUGUCGUAGAGAAAAAAAUAAUGCGAGAAAAGAAAUUGUCAAGACAUGAUUUAGGACGUGAAAAAUUUUUGGAAGAAGUUUGGAAAUGGAAAAAUGAAAAAGGUGAUCAUAUCUAUGAACAAAUUAAAGCCUUAGGUUCAUCAUGUGAUUGGUCACGUAAAGUAUUUACUAUGGAUAAAGAUAUGUCAUAUGCUGUCGAAGAAGCAUUCAUUCGUAUGCAUGAAAAGAAAUUAAUUUAUCGUUCAACACGUUUAGUCAAUUGGUCAUGUACACUUAAAUCUGCAAUAUCUGAUAUUGAAGUCGAAAAAACUGAAUUAAAAGGUAAAACAUUAAUUCGUGUACCAGGUUAUGAACAACCAGUUGAAUUCGGUGUUUUAACGUUUUUUGCUUAUCCAGUUGAAAAUUCAAAAGAAGAAAUUAUUGUUGCAACAACACGUCUUGAAACUAUGCUUGGUGAUACCGCUGUUGUUGUUCAUCCGGAUGAUGAACGUUAUAAACAUUUACAUGGUAAAUUUGUUCAACAUCCAUUUCUUCCACGUCGUAUACCAAUUUUAUCUGAUACAAUGGUUGAUCCAGCAUUUGGUUCAGGUGCAGUUAAAAUAACACCAGCACAUGAUCAAAAUGAUUUUGAUUGUGGACGUCGUCUUAAUUUACCAUUUAUAACAUGUAUUAAUGGUGAUGGUUUAAUGUCAUCAGAAUGUGGUCCAUAUGCUGGUAAACCACGUUUUGAUGUUCGACGUCAAUUGUUAAAUGAUUUAAAAGAACGUGGUCUUUAUCGUGAUUCAAAAGAAAAUGAAAUGGUUCUACCAAUAUGUAGUCGAAGUAAAGAUAUUAUUGAACCAUUACUUAAACCACAAUGGUAUGUUAAUUGUCAAUCAAUGGCACAACGUUCAAUCGAUGCUGUACGAUCGAAAGAAUUAAAAAUUUUACCAACUCUUUUUGAACCUGUUUGGUAUCGAUGGUUAGAAGAUAUACGUGAUUGGUGUAUAUCACGACAAUUAUGGUGGGGCCAUCGAAUACCAUCCUAUUUUAUUAGUUCAGAUGAUAUACCUGCAGGCAACGAUACAGAUGAUAAAUAUUGGGUUAGUGCUCAUUCACGUGAAGAAGCACUUGAUAAAGCAGCACAAAGAUUUAAUAUUUCAAAAGAAAAAAUUCGAUUAGAACAAGAUGAAGAUGUUCUUGAUACAUGGUUUUCAUCUGGUCUUUUUCCAUUUUCAUCGUUUGGUUGGCCAAUGGAAACUGAUGAUCUUAAACGAUUUUUUCCUACAACAUUACUUGAAACUGGUCAUGAUAUAAUUUUCUUUUGGGUUGCACGUAUGGUUAUGAUGUCAUUAGAAUUAACUGAUCGUUUACCAUUUACUGAAAUUUAUUUACAUGCUAUCAUUCGUGAUGCACAUGGACGUAAAAUGUCAAAAAGUAUAGGUAAUGUUAUUGAUCCACUUGAUGUUAUUACUGGUAUAACACUUGAAAAACUUCAUGAACAAUUAAAAACUGCUAAUCUUGAUCCAAAAGAAUAUGAACGUGCAAAACAAGGUCAACAAGGUGAUUAUCCAAAAGGUAUACCAGAAUGUGGUACUGAUGCAUUACGUUUUGCUUUAUGUUCUUAUGCUAAUCAAGGUCGUGAUAUUAAUUUGGAUGUAUUACGUGUUGAAGGUUAUCGCCGUUUCUGUAAUAAAUUAUGGAAUGCAAUUCGAUUUGCUAUGUCAAAAAAUUUAGAUAUUAAUGCUCCAAAUUGUUUUCAACCACCCGCUGAAUUUAAAUUAACUGGUCAUGAAAAACCAUGUGAUUUAUGGAUAAUAAGUCGAUUAAGUCAUGCUAUUCAACAAUGUGAACAUGGCUUUAAAAAUUAUUUAUUUCCUCAAAUUACAACAGCUAUUUAUAAUUUUUGGCUUUAUGAAUUAUGUGAUGUUUAUAUUGAAUAUGUUAAAAAAGAUUUAUAUGCUAAAGAACCAGAUUUACAAAGACAAGAAACUAUUAAACUUAUGUUAUACACAUGUUUAAACAAUGGGUUAAGAUUAUUAGCUCCUAUAAUGCCUUUUGUUUCCGAAGAACUAUUCCAACGUUUGCCUAAGCCAAAUAAUGGACAAGGUGCACCACCCAGUCUCUGCGUUACACCUUAUCCACAAUCGAGUGAAUUCCAACAAUAUCGUAAUGAAAAUAUUGAAACAAAUGUUACAACUAUUUAUGAAUCAAUUAAUAAAAUUCGUUCAUAUCGAUCAGCAAACAAGAUUGUUUCAAAAGAAAAAGAUAAUCUUUAUAUUCAUGCAUCACCUACAUCGGCAACACUAUUUACUGAAUAUACUGAUCUUAUUCAACCACUUGCUAAUAUCGAUACAAUACAAUUACUUAAAGAUAAACCAACUGGUGACCAAAAUGAAUAUAUCAAUAUAGCAACAACAUCGGAUUAUACCUUUUAUUUUAAAUCUAAGUGA
Molecule: messenger RNA, 3015 nt
Organism: Adineta steineri
Lineage: Eukaryota; Metazoa; Rotifera; Eurotatoria; Adinetida; Adinetidae
Source: the annotation of a GenBank genome assembly